This is a messenger RNA of Toxoplasma gondii ME49, 2803 nucleotides long. Its product is annotated as tetratricopeptide repeat-containing protein. Bases 423 to 2105 code for a protein of 560 amino acids. The record is from RefSeq and is a predicted model, not a curated record. Gene Ontology annotation, molecular function: protein binding. NCBI's taxonomy places the organism in Eukaryota, Apicomplexa, Conoidasida, Eucoccidiorida, Sarcocystidae. The transcript has 7 exons.
GGAAGGUUCGCGUCGAAUAAAUCCUCGCAGAUUGAUCUUGCUUUUACCGUUGUCUCUGCUUCAUCUUCGCGUUUUCCAGCGCCCAUCCCCUCCUGCCUCCGCGCGGCUUGCCCCUCGCGACUGACACACCGCCCUGUGUCGUUGAGUCGUCUGCAGUCCUUUCACGGUCGUCGUCUUUCUCCUCUCUGCUCUCCCACUGUCUGGCCAGCAUCCAGAGUUUUAGCCUUCUCUUCUCCUUACGCGUCCUUCUCUUGUUCUCCCUCUUCUCCCCUGGAUGUUCUCCUCGCGCAACUGCGUUUCAGCGGCUUCGCGGUGCGAAACUGGUGAGCCGUGGACGAGGGUGUCUGGCGAAGGAUCCGAAGGAAGGAAGAACAGAAUCCGAAGGAAGAGAGAAGCGGCGAGAGUCCUCGAAAGAAGUCAAGAUGGCGCACAAGACAGCAGGCGAUCCAGGGCGCCUCGUGUCUCCUGGAAGCAAAGAAGCGGGGGGGCAGGCCUUUGAGGCGAAUCGCGCGCAGCUUGCAGAACUGUUUAAGGCAGCCUACGAAGGCGACCUCUCCCGCCUGGAACAACUUCUUCUCGACUUCUCUUCCUCGGAAACUGGACACUCGUCUAAACUCCGCCAAGCUUCUUCCUCUCCUCCUUCUGCUUCAUCUUUGUCGCCUUCGUCGCCUUCUUCUGGAGCGUCUGCGUCUGCCUUUGUAGAGUCGCUCUCGCCGGAAGCUCGGAAGGUCUUCGCUUCCACGCUGGCGGAGUUCAGAGAUGGCCGGCGGCGCUCGGCUCUCCACUUUGCCUGCGCGGGUGUCUGCCGAGACGUCGCUUCGUUGCUGCUGCUUCUUUCUCCUUCGCUGCUCGAUUUGCGAGACGAAGCUGAGGAGACUCCCCUGCUUCUGCUUCUCAAAGCGACGGCUUCGACGCCCUCGGGUGAGAAGAAAAGGGAGGGUCUUCUUGACCUUCUCCAGCUUCUCUUGGAUCGCGGCGCCGACGUCAAUGCGAAGAACCUGGACGGCGUCACUCCCCUCCACGUCGCCGCGGGAGCGGAAGACGAAACAGAGGCAAGAGAAAUCCUCUCCCGGCUGCUAAACGCCGGAGCCAAGGUCGACGCGGUUUGCGCGACCUUCGGAACGCCUCUGCAGCACGCGAUCCUCUCCGGGCGCCGCGCGAAUGCGCAGUUUCUUUUGGACAACGGCGCGAAUCCCGACGGCGAAGCGAAGGGUGACAGCGUCCAGUGCGCUCUGCCUCCUCCACUGGUCUUCGCCAGCAGCGCAGGUCACGCAGAGACGGUUGAAAUGCUUCUCCGAGCAGGCGCGAAUCCGAGCCGAACCGACGGAGAGGGAUGGACUGCGCUGCAGUGUGCGGCCGAGGCUGGAAGCGAAGCAGGCGUCAGGGCGCUUCUCGCUGCGGGUGCGGAUGCAAACGUCGUUACUCAGGGCGCGACGGCUUUCGACUUGGCUCUUCGGUACGGUCACCUGGCCACGGCGGCACUGCUGAAGGAGGCGAUGGAAAGGGAAGACGUCCCCCGCAGGGAGAGGGCUGCACCGGACACACAGGUGCCCCAGUCGCCCGACGCUGCCUCGGAAGGCCGGUCCGAGCGGGGGAAAAACGCACAUGAAACGAACAGUGCAGGUGCCGCGUUUGCCGGGGAGUACGAGGCGGAGGAGAAACCCGCAGAACUCUCAGAAGAUCAAAAGACAAAAGGUGAAGAAGCGGAGGCGAAGAAGAAACAGGCGAACGAGCUGGUGGCCCAAAGCAAGUACCAGGAAGCUCUGGAUGUCUACCUCGCUGCUUUACAAAUUUGCCCUCGCAUCCAGCAGACGCGACACCAGCGUGCGGUGCUGCAUGCGAACAGUUGCCUGAUGCUGCUGAAUCUGAAGCAGACCCCCAAGAAGGCGCUAGAACACGCGGAAAGGGCGAUUGCACUUGAUCCAGAGUGGGUACGAGGAUACUACCGAGCCGGUCAGGCGCUCGUCGCUCUCGGCGACCACGCCGAAGCGGCGCAACUGUAUUGGCAGGCUCUGAUGCGAGACCCCGGAAACAAAGAUAUUUCGCGCGAAUUCAGAGCCACAGUCGAAACAGCCAAGACAAUGCACCAACGCACGGCUAACUGACAUCGGGGACAUCCAGUGGUGUCGAAAAAAGAACGGGGACUGUUCUCAAAAGGCAAGUUUUCAAACGGUGUUUUGCGGAGUCAGACAAGACCGGCCGGCAGCUGGUCUCGACCGUUCGUGCAUGCUGCUGCUGCAUUUGCGGAGGUUGCACCCGUCCACCACCUUAACGUCAGAAUCUCUGCUUCUCAGAGGACACCCCUUUUCCCAAGAGGCACAACGCAGUCAAACACUGUAACUGUUGCUAGAGAUAAACUGCAGCGCGGUCAUGAGUCGCUGACCCGGGUGGAAAAGAGCCGCAAGUCAGCGUUUUUGUUGGGCCGGCGGUGUCUCAUGGCAACGUGUCCUACACACUGUCGUCAGUGCUCACCUGACGGGAGUAGUGAAGCCACACGGGUCGCAUAACUAUCAUAUCUUCCUCUUUAUUGUUCCUGUUGUAAGUACCGUUCGACGUACCAGGUACCAAGGAACUCCCUCGCCGCGGGCUGUGCUGUUCUGUGCUGCUCUUGUUAGUUUGUCUGUCUCUUCGCUAUUCUGCUCGGUCUCACUGCUCCGCUGAGAGGGUAAUGCGUCUCUCACUCUGACGAACUUCUAACGUUUAGAACUGCAACCGGGUGGCACGCGUCGUUUCUAGCCUUAACUGGUUGGGCGUCACGUGAUUGUGCCCAGUAUUCCGCUUUAAUAUUCUGUUUCAGUGUCCA